Messenger RNA from Lineus longissimus, 12476 nucleotides. Its product is annotated as transformation/transcription domain-associated protein-like. Gene Ontology annotation, cellular component: nucleus; SAGA complex; NuA4 histone acetyltransferase complex. Bases 120 to 11888 code for a protein of 3922 amino acids. The record is from RefSeq and is a predicted model, not a curated record. Gene Ontology annotation, molecular function: protein binding. The transcript has 59 exons. NCBI's taxonomy places the organism in Eukaryota, Metazoa, Nemertea, Pilidiophora, Heteronemertea, Lineidae. Gene Ontology annotation, biological process: DNA repair; regulation of DNA-templated transcription.
CGCGCUAGUUCCGGUGAAUUUCUCAAAUUUUGGGGAUGUUUUUGUCAAUAAGAUCAUCCAAAAUGUAGCACAUUCCUUUACUCCAGGUGACAAGUGUGCAACCUUAACCAACAUCCAAGAUGUCCUUAGUAACAACACCGAAGAUGGUGCCACCCAUGAGCCCACAGGAGGUUGCCACGGCAACCAGCCAGAUGAAUACAUUUAAAUCAUAUGUGGCUCUGAUUGCUGAUCCCACUCUAGUCAUUGAGAAGAAGCUGAAGGCGGCCCAAGAGCUCAGUGAAAACUUUGAGACGAUUGUUUCUUCUCCGCAAUACCCACAAUUCCUCCAAGAUGCGAUCCGCGUCUUUCUCAAGAUCAUCCAAGAGGGGGAGCCACAGUUCAUAGCAGAACAAAACAGUCAAGUUACACAACUACGAAAGCUUCUCUUGGAGAUUGUUCACCGGAUUCCCACCAAUGAACACCUGAAGCCAUAUGUCAAGCAGAUCCUGUCGCUGAUGUUCAAACUCCUCGAGAUCGAGAAUGAAGAGAACGUGCUGGUGUGUUUGAGGAUCAUCAUCGACCUCCAUAAAUUCUACCGUCCACAGAUGAACCCUGAGAUCCAACACUUCCUGCAGUUCGUCAAGAACAUCUACAAGGAACUGCCAAACCACCUCAACAAGAUCUUUGAACCACGUGCACAGAUCAAGGUCAAGGACAUCGCUGAUAUCAAUGUUGAGGUUAUGUUACAGGAUAUCUUCACCAUCACGACCAUCGUCACGGAGAAGAAGAACCAGGAUAGUCAGCCAAUCACAUACAACAUCAUUCCGAAGGCUGUGCUGUCUCUGAAAGUCCUCGCCGAGCUCCCAAUUAUCGUCGUACUCAUGUAUCAACUUUAUAAACAAAACGUCCACAGUAUUGUAGCUGAGUUUAUCCCUCUGAUCAUGAAUACGAUAGUCUUACAGCCGACUCCUCAACAAAGGGCAAAUGUCGCCUUUAACAAGGAGGUGUUUGUCGAUUUCAUUGCCGCGCAGAUCAAGACACUCUCCUUCCUCGCAUACAUCAUCCGAAUCUACCAGGAAAUCGUCAACACGCACGCGCCGCAGAUGGUGAAGGGCAUGCUGGGAUUGUUAACCCUUUGUCCCCAAGAGGCAGCCCAUCUACGUAAGGAGCUGCUCAUUGCUGCCAAGCAUAUCCUGGCCACGGAUCUAAGAAAUCGAUUUGUGCCAUACACGGACAAAUUGUUUGAUGAGAAUAUCCUGAUCGGGUCUGGAUGGACCACUCAUGAAUCUCUCAGACCGUUGGCAUACAGUACCCUUGCAGACCUGGUCCACCACGUACGCACCGCCCUACCCCUGAACGAUCUCUCAUUGGCCGUCAACCUAUUUGCCAAGAACGUCCACGAUGAGUCGUUGCCGAGCAGUAUCCAGACCAUGUCAUGUCGUCUGCUGCAGAAUCUGGUGGAGUGCAUCCGGUCGAAGAGCGACCAGGAGAAUGGCAAUGGACGGGAACUGCUCAUCAGGAUGCUGGAAGUAUUCGUACUCAAGUUUAAGACCAUCGCCGAGCUGCAGCUGCCCGCCAUAUUGGCCAAGUGUAAACAAUCUGGUGACAGUAACACCUCCAACGGCUCCUCAACACCGCCAGCCAUCGCAGCCGCGGUUGCAGCAGCUUCUGGUCAGCCUCCGACCACUCCUCUUAUCAAGACUGAGGAUGGCAAAGCUCCUCCAGUCUUCCCAACCGUUGAGAAGGACAAGGAAGAAAAGAGCAAGAUCGGUGUCCUCCCCGCCCAGACCAACACAUACUUUGUUGCGGAUUGCCGCAGCUUGGUGAAGACACUCGUGUGCGGUGUGAAAACGAUAACUUGGGGUACGGCGUCCUGCAAGUCGACCAACAUCGAUGCGUCGUUGGUUCAGAACAAACAAUUCAACCCGAAGGAGACGCUAGUGUUUGUGAGACUUGUGAAGUAUGCUCUGCAGGCGUUGGACAUCUAUACCAUCAACGCGACUGCCUCUGGGCAGGCCUAUGUCCGACCUGCGGUUGUUCAGACUGUCAGGACCAAGGAAGAGAAGGAGGUAUUGGAACACUUCGCUGGCGUGUUCACAAUGAUGAAUGCUCUUACUUUCAAGGAGAUCUUCUCGACGACUGUUGAGUACAUGGUCGACCGCAUCCACAAGAACUACGCCCUCCAGAUCGUGGCCAACUCGUUCCUGGCCAACCCGACGACCUCACCAACAUUUGCCACAAUCCUGGUUGAGUAUCUCCUCAAGAGGCUGGAAGAAAUGGGCUCCAACGUCGACCGUUCGAAUUUGUACCUGAAGCUGUUCAAGCUGGUCUUUGGUUCAGUCUCACUCUUCGCUGCUGACAACGAGCAGAUGUUGAAGCCUCAUUUACAUACAAUCGUCAACCGCUCGAUGGAGCUGGCGUUGAGCGCCAAGGAGCCGUACAAUUACUUCCUGUUGCUCCGUGCGUUGUUCCGUUCGAUCGGCGGGGGAAGUCAUGAUCAGUUGUAUCAGGAGUUUCUGCCUUUGUUGCCAAAUCUACUUCAAGGUUUAAACAAUCUCCAGAGCGGCCUCCACAAGCAGCACAUGAAGGAUCUAUUUGUGGAGCUGUGUCUGACUGUGCCAGUCAGGCUGAGCUCCCUGCUGCCCUACCUACCCAUGUUGAUGGACCCUCUGGUCUCAGCCCUUAAUGGUUCACAGACACUUGUUAGCCAGGGCCUGCGUACUCUAGAACUCUGUGUGGACAACCUGCAGCCUGACUUCCUCUACGACCACAUCCAACCGGUCAGGGCUGAGCUGAUGCAGGCCCUGUGGCGCACCCUACGUAAUCCCUCUGACAGCAUUGCUCAUGUAGCAUUCCGAGUCCUUGGCAAAUUCGGCGGAGGAAAUCGGAAGAUGCUACGUGAACCUCAGAAGCUGAAUUUCAACGAUCGGGAAACUGUCGGGCCUUGUGUGACGAUAUACUUCCAGGAUUGCAAGACACCGAUCUCACUUCCUGUGGAGAAGGCGAUCGAGACUGCCCUGAACGCUCUCAAGUCAAGCUCCACUGAGUCGUUCUACCGGAAACAGUCGUGGGAGGUUAUAAAAUGUUACCUCGUCUCAGUUAUGAAUCUGGAUGAUGAGAAGUCGACGCUUGUGCAGCUCUUCAUGCAUCCGAGUUUCCAAGACAAGGAGGUCCCUGUCAGCUCAAGUCCUCUCUAUAAGAAUGCCGACCCCCACAGCAGAAAGGUUCAUGAGCAGGCUCUGACCGGCAUGUUUGUGGCUGCGGCCAUCAAAGACUUGAGACCAUCGGUGCUACCCAAUAUGGCGUCUAUGGUCAGGCAUUAUACUCUCGUCGCUGUAGCUCAGCAGUGUGGCCCGUUCCCAGUCUUGGAUAAACAGAGCAAGCUGACGAGUAUGGACCCACAGAUCCUGAUUGACGCGCUCGCCGUCAUCAUGGGUCACGAAGAGAAGGAACUCUGCAAGCCCGGCAACCUGGCCAUGGUCCUCAUCUUACACACAGCCCAGACGGUGCUCGGCUCCAAGGAGAAGGCCUGUCGUCUGCCUCUGUUUGAGUAUCUGGCCGAGAAGAUGUGUGCACUCUGCUAUGAUCGUGCGUGGUAUGCCAAGUUAGGAGGAUGCAUCGCCAUUAAGUUCAUGUUUGAAAAGAUGUCACUACGCUGGGUGCUUGAGCAUCAGUUUGUCUUCUUGAAGGCACUACUCUUUGUUAUGAUGGAUCUCACUGGAGAGGUGUCAAGCGGUGCUGUGGACAUGGCCAAGAACAACCUUGAGCUGAUGCUGACGUUAUGUGCCAAGGGCAUGGGAGAGGAAGGCGAAGAUACUGAGCUACAGGAGACGAGGAAGAAGGCUUUCUAUGAAGUGACGCAUGAGUUGGUGCGGAGGGUGACCGCCCCGAAUACGCUCGUCCGGGAACAGGCAAUGCAUUCCCUUGAGGUGCUCGCCAAGGUAACCAGCAAGACAGUGACAGAGAUCAUGGAGCCGUGCAAGGACGUCCUACAAGACAUGAUCCCUCCCAAGAAACACCUGCUCCGUCACCAGCCUGCUAAUGCUCAAAUUGGCCUGAUGGAUGGCAACACAUUCUGUACUACACUUCAACCACGUCUCUUCACCAUCGACCUGAACAUCGUUGAACACAAAGUCUUCUUUACCGAGCUGCUGAACCUGACAGAUGCGGAGGACGCCACAUUGCUGAAGCUGCCGUGUUACAAGUCUGUGUCAAGUCUCGUCCCUCUCAGGAAGAGUGGUCUCAGGGCACUUGCGGCAUGUCACUAUAUCCCACAGCGCAGAGACAGAAUCUUCAACGUUCUCUACAAGGCCCUCAACAGCAACAACAGCGAGCUUCAAGAGGCAGCCUACGAAUGCAUGAAAAACUUCAUCUCUGGUUUCCACAUGGACAUGGAACAAGUUCACACUGAAAUGCGCCCCCUAUUGUUAAUGCUGGGCGACCACCGAAGCCUCGACUUGAACGUCAUACAGCGCCUAUCGUACCUAACGCAGCUUUUCCCGAACACGUUUAGCGAGAAACUGUGUGAACAACUUCUGGCUCAUCUCAAGAAGUGGAUGGACAAACCGAUCCAGGAUCAGAAGAGUGGCACUGUGCGAAUCAACGGACAGGUUGUCUCUACGGACAUGAAGACCUGUGCCGCCAUCAUCAACAUCUUCCAUCUGGUUCCUGCCGCGUCACAGAAGAUGAUCGAGCCACUGGUGACCUUGACAUUGAAGAAAGGUGAGAAGCCGCUACUGGUCGAAGCUGGCAGUCCGUUCCGGGAACCUCUCAUCAAGUUCUUGCUGCGCUACCCCCAGCAGUCGGUUGAACUCUUCCUCAGUGAGGCAGCCAUUUUGGAUCAGCAGUGGAAUCGCUUCUUCGGCGUUCUCCUUAAGCAUGAGAAUGGGAAGCCAUUCCGUGACGUCCUGCAGGCCAACCCUGCCCGUCUCAGUAACUUGUUAUUUGGGCAACUCCAAGGCCAGCCGGCUAACCCUGACCCAGCCCUGAAGGCGGAGCUCCAGUUCCAGGCCGUCCGGAUCAUCAGUAUUCUCGUCAAGAAAGACAACAACUGGCUGCCACAGCAUCAACCAGUCGCGACGAACUUACUGCGGAUCUGGAUCUCGGAGUUGUUUGCUGAGAAACACAAGAAGGUUGAUACAAUGGAUUAUGUUCAUUGGAAGGAGCCCAAACUCAUCGUCAAGUGCCUGCUCAAUUUCUUCAAACACCACAACAGUGAGAUUGAACUCCUCUUCCAAAUGCUGCGCUGCUUCUGCUACCGAUAUAUCCCACAAUUCCAGUUCGUCAAAGACUUCCUCGAUGACGUCGUCGCACAGACUUACACCGUCGAAUGGAAACGAAAAGCAUUCUUCAAAUUUGUCGAUUACUUUCCGGACGCUAACUGGCCAAACGACCUCAAGGCCAAGAUACUACAAUAUAUCCUCAUUCCCUCAUUCUCUGUGUCAUUUGAAAAAGGUGCUGGUGAGAAACUGAUCGGCGGACCCCCGAUACCUGAUUUAGACAAUGCUGAUAACGUGGUGAGCGUCUUUAUCAAUAAGAUCAUUGACCCGGAUAACCCGUUUGGCACAUCAGACGCUGUACGCAUUCUCCUCCUCCAGUUCUCAUCGUUGCUGGUCGAGCAGGCAGCGCCACAUAUCCAUGACGCGGCAAACAAGAAACAAGGCAACAAGUUGCGACGUCUGAUGACGUUUGCAUGGCCGUGUCUGCUGGCCAAGACCUGCGUCGACCCUGCCACUAAGUAUCAUGGCCACCUCCUCCUCUCACACAUCAUCGCCAAGUUUGCCAUCCACAAGAGAAUCGUACUCCAGGUGUUCCACAGCCUACUGAAGGCCCACGCCGUUGAGGCCAGGAAUGUCGUGCGUCAGGCGUUGGAGAUCCUUACACCGGCCAUGCCAGGUCGGAUGGAAGACGGCAAUGGCAUGCUGACCCACUGGACCAAGAAGAUCAUUGUGGAGGAAGGUCACACCGUUGCACAGCUUGUGCACAUACUACACCUGCUUGUGCGGCAUCACAAGGUCUACUACCCAGUAAGACAUCACCUCAUACAGCAUAUCGUCAACUCAGUUCAGAAGCUCGGCUUCACUCCUAAUGUCAGUGGCACCAUUGAGCAUCGUAAACUGGCGGUCGAUCUGGCUGAUGUCAUUAUCAAGUGGGAGUUGCAGCGCGUCAAAGAAGACCAGGAUGCUGAGGUGACUGCGGGUGCUGGUGCCACUGAUGUGACGCAAGCCCUGGCGUCUGGCUCUGCCCUCAAGAGGACUGCUUCAGUUGAGUCACCUCAGGAUCCAAAACGAGCAAGACAUUCAUCAGGAGCGAGUGUGCGCUCAACAACCGAUGCCAACAAGCCUCUGGAGAAACAAUAUUGCGACACAAUCGUCAACUUCCUCUUGCGAAUCGCGUGUCAGGUCAGGGAUGACAAAUCAAAGGUCACUGAAUCUUCAACAGCUGUGAGCUCCCCCGGUGACCAACUUUCUAAACGCUGCGUCAUGCUCCUGAAGACAGCACUCCGAGCAGACGUGUGGCCAAAUGCUGAACUAAAGCUCGCGUGGUUUGCCAAACUUCUCCUCACGGUCGAGAACCAUCAACCCAACUUUGCAAAUAUCUGCACAGCUCUGGAGCUUCUCAGCUUCUUGUUGACGAUUUUGAGAAAGGACGCCAUCUUGCCCAGUUUUAAGCCGCUCCAACAAGGCAUCGCCGGGUGCAUGACCUGCCUCAACUCCAAGGUCAUCCGAUCUGUCCACACUCUCCUCUCCCGCCUCAUGAGUGUCUUCCCCACGGAACCUGCCACAUCAAAUGUGGCCUCAAAAUACGAGGAGCUGGAAAGUCUGUAUGCGUGUGUCAGCAAGGUGGUUUAUGAGGGACUCACCAACUACGACAAGUCGAGUAGUGCUUCCCCCUCACAGCUGUUUGGCACAUUGAUGAUCCUGAAGGCUGCCUGCCUUCAUAACCCCUGCUACAUCGACCGCCUGAUCACCACCUUCAUGAGAGUCCUCCAUCGCAUGACCAGGGAGCAUUUGUCACCAACCUCUAAUGAGAGUAGUCCUGUUGCGAAUGAACUGCUGAUUCUCAGCCUCGAUCUGGUGAAGAAUCGCGUGGGCGUCAUGAGCAUGGAGAUGCGCAAAAGUUUCAUCGGGAACAUCCUGGUCGGCCUGAUCGAGAAAACAACCGACGCGAAGGUGAUGAAAGCAAUUACCAAGAUGGUGGAAGAUUGGGUGAAGAUCAAGACACCAAUCGCGAUCAACCAAUCACCAUCAUUGAGAGAGAAAGCCAUCCUAUUGGUCAAACUCAUGCAGCAUGUCGAGAAGAGGUUCCCACAGGAUACGGAAUUAAACGCGCAGUUCUUGGAGCUUGUGAAUUAUAUCUACCGCGAUGAGUCGUUGAGUGGGAGUGAGCUGACUUCCAAGUUGGAGCCAGCGUUUUUGGCUGGGUUGAGAUGCACGCAGCCUGCGAUUCGGCAAAAGUUCUUUGAGGUGUUUGACAACAGCGUAAAGCGGCGUCUUUAUGAUCGUCUGCUUUACAUCACGUGCUCCCAGAACUGGGAGGCAAUGGGCAGUCAUUUCUGGAUCAAACAAUGCAUGGAACUUGUAUCAGCGGUGGCAGUGAACGGUACAAGUAUACAGAGCUCGUCACAGACAAAUCUCCUGCCAGCAGCGACGUCGGUGGUCAGCCUGGCAGACAGUCAUGACCGUGCAGCCUUCGCCAUGGUCACCAAGAUGAAGGAGGAACCAAUGGAUGUGGAAUCCCUCGAUGGAAACAAGGAGGAGGAUGACAUUGAUAUUGAAUUCUCUAAUGUAUCAUCCGAGGAGACGUGCCCGAAGGAGCCACCAAAGAAAGACACAGCCGACCCCAAACAGAGCUUACAGCUGAUGUUACAGCGCCAGGCCAAGUUCCUUGAGACAUGCCGUGAGGUUAAGACCGUCUCAUUCCUGACUGCACUCGCCCAGCUCUGCCAUAACAACACCACACUGACACACACACUCUGGCUGGAACUUUUCCCACGGAUUUGGAAGAUUUUAUCUGAUAGGCAGCAGCAUGGUCUCUCAGGCGAGUUGAUUCCAUUCCUGUGCAGUGGGAGCCAUGUCUACCAGAAGGACUGUCAGCCAAGCGCUAUUCAUACAUUCACCGAGGCCCUAUCAAUCAGUGUGCCACCAAUCAGUGUAAGGCCUUGUGUGCUGAAGUAUCUUGGCAAGACUCACAACCUCUGGCACCGAGCGACUUUACUGCUGGAGCAGCUGGCAUUUGAAAACCAACCACAGACACCGUUUAAACCCAAACCAGGCAGCGAAUAUGAAUUUGAGCCGGCCAACUCUCCACAGCAAGAAACCCUUGAUGCGAUAUCUGAACUUUAUUCCCUGCUCCGGGAGGAGGAUAUGUUGUGUGGGUUAUGGCAGAAGCGGGCACGAUAUUCCGAGACGAACACGGCCCUGGCGUAUGAGCAACAUGGCUUCUUCGAGGAGGCCCAGACCAUGUUUGAACAGGCGAUGAGUAAGGCACGCUCAGAACACAACAAUACCAACGCGGCACCAACAAUCCUGCCAGAGUACAAACUCUGGGAAGACCACUGGGUGCGCACAUGCAAGGAGCUCAACCAAUGGGAUCUCCUCCUGGAGUAUGCUAAUGCCAAGGGCAUCGCCAACCCUCACCUGGUCCUGGAGAGUGCCUGGCGGGUUCCUAAUUGGUCCCUGAUGAAGGAUUCGUUGGCACAGGUGCACGUCGAGUUGAGCUGCCCCAAGGAGAUGGCGUGGAAGGUGAACUUGUAUCGAGGCUACAUCGCCAUCUGUCAUCCAGACGACCACCAUCUUAAUAUGAUCGAUCGCUUGGUUGAAGUCUCCAGCAACCUGGCCAUCAAGGAGUGGCGCCGCCUACCAAGAAUUGUAGCAAACGUUCACGUGCCGCUCCUGCAGGCGGCACAGCAGAUCAUGGAGCUCCAGGAAGCGGCACAAAUCAACCAAGGUCUCCAGCCUGCCAACAUUGGUCGCAACUCAAGCCUCCAUGACAUGAAAGCCAUUGUGAAGACAUGGCGUAAUCGUCUGCCUAUGAUCUCUGAUGAUUUGUCACAUUGGAGUGAUAUCUUCACGUGGCGCCAGCAUCACUAUCAGUUCAUUGUCAGUCACUAUGAGUCUCAUGGUCAGACUGACCCAGUAAGUAAGCAGCAGUCCAAUCAUUCCAUGCUGGGGGUGCAUGCCUCAGCUCAGGCAAUCAUUCACUUUGGGAAGAUUGGCCGCAAGCAUAACUUGAUGGGCGUCUGCCUCGACUCUCUCAGCCGCAUCCACACCAUCCCCAGUGUACCCAUCGUCGACUGUUUCCAGAAGAUUCGCCAACAGGUAAAGUGUUACCUGCAGAUGGCGGGCGUAAUGGGAAAGACUGAGCUCCAGGAAGGAUUGGAGGUGAUCGAGUCAACCAACCUCAAGUAUUUCACCAAGGAGAUGACGGCCGAGUUCUAUGCUCUCAAGGGCAUGUUCUUGGCUCAGAUUGGAAGAUCUGACGAUGCAAACAAGGCAUUCUCUGCUGCAGUCCAGAUGCAUGACACCCUGGUGAAGGCGUGGGCUCUCUGGGGAGACUACCUCGAGGGUAUCUUCACCAAUAGAGACAAACAACUGUCCACAGGUGUCUCUGCCAUCACCUGCUUCCUUCACGCCUGCCGUCACCAAAACGAAAGCAAAUCCAGAAAAUAUCUCGCCAAAGUUCUGUGGCUUCUGACAUACGAUGAUGACAAAUCAACACUCGCUGAAGCAGUUGAUAAAUAUUGUGUCGGAGUGCCACCGAUUCAGUGGUUGCCAUGGAUACCACAGUUGUUGACGUGUCUGGUCAGGAGUGAAGGUCGUCUGAUCCUGAAUCUGUUGAGUCAGGUUGGCCGCAUGUAUCCGCAGGCUGUCUACUUCCCGAUCAGGACACUCUAUCUCACACUCAAGAUUGAACAACGGGAGCGGUUCAAAAGUGGAGAACUUUCAGCAACAGUGCCGAACGUGAGUCGCAGCUGCGGUCUCUCUGAUGCUCAGAACCCCGCCACCAGUCUGGGUAGCUCCUCCUAUGGUCUCUCCAACCCCCAGGCGAUGAGUCCAUCUACAAAUGUUGGUUCCCCCCAGGCCUCUGCUGGUACAGACAGCAUCAACUCAGCGGAAUCCAUUGUUAACACCACAACCAGCACUUUAUCUGCAACGACCUCGGCGCUUAGUUCUACCACAACAUCCACCAGCCAAUCAGACGCCGGCCCGAUACGCGCCACGGCGCCGAUGUGGCGCUGUAGCCGCAUCAUGCACAUGCAGCGCGACCUCCACCCAACGAUCCUGUCUUCACUAGAGGGCAUCGUUGAUCAGAUGGUCUGGUUCCGGGAGAACUGGUAUGAGGAGGUCCUACGACAGCUCCGUCAGGGACUUGCCAAGUGCCAUGCUGUGGCCUUUGAGAACAGGUGCUCAGUGACUGAAGCUACUAUUACACCACACACCCUCAACUUCGUCAAGAAGUUAGUCAGCACGUUUGGCGUCGGUAUCGAGAACGUGAGUAGCGUGAGCACCACGUUCUCGAGCGCCGCCUCAGAAUCUCUCGCCAGGCGGGCGCAGGCCACGGCACAGGACCCCGUCUUUCAGAAGAUGAAGAGCCAGUUUACCACCGAUUUUGACUUUACUGUCCCCGGCUCGACCAAGCUGCAUAAUCUCAUCAGCAAAUUGAAGAAAUGGAUAAAGAUCCUGGAGGCAAAGACAAAGUUACUGCCAAAAUCGUUCCUCAUUGAGGAGAAAUGUCGAUUCUUGAGUAACUUCUCCCUCAACACUGCUGAAGUGGAACUGCCUGGUGAAUUCCUGCUGCCCAAACACGGCCAUUACUACGUCAAGAUCGCACGCUUCAUGCCGCGGGUGGAAAUCGUCCACAAACACAACACUGCUGCACGUCGCUUGUAUAUCAGAGGUCACAACGGCAAGAUUUAUCCGUAUUUGAUCGUGAAUGAUGCGUGUUUGACCGAGUCAAGGCGUGAGGAACGCGUGCUACAGCUGUUGCGGAUGUUGAAUCAUUUCCUGGGGAAACAGAAGGAGACUUGUCGUCGUCUGCUCCACUUCACCGUGCCAAGGGUGGUAGCCGUGUCACCACAGAUGAGGCUCGUUGAGGAUAAUCCUGCAUCGCUCUCCUUACUCAAUAUCUACAAACAGCGAUGUGCCAAACGAAAUAUUGAACACGACAAUCCAAUAUCGCGCUACUACGAGCGUCUGGCGACGGUGCAGGCCCGUGGUUCCCAAGCCAGCCACCAGGUGCUUCGAGACAUUCUGAAAGAGGUGCAGACCAACAUUGUGCCGAGGGGAUUACUCAAGGAAUGGGCGAUGCAUACGUUCCCUAACGCGACUGACUACUGGACAUUCAGAAAGACGUUGAUGAUCCAGCUGGCGUUGGCUGGGUUCGCCGAGUUCGUUCUCCACCUGACGCGGAUGAACCCAGACAUGAUGUACCUCCAUCAAGACUGUGGCUACCUCAACAUCUCCUACUUCAAGUUUGACAUCGAUGACCAGUUAGGGGAGCUGGACGCUAACCGACCCGUACCUUUCCGUCUGACACCCAAUAUUGCUGAGUUCUUGACGUUGACAGGUGUGACAGGGCCACUGACAGCCAGUAUGGUGUCCGCUGCUCGAUGUUUCGUACAGCCACAGUAUAAACUAGUCAGUCUGUUGCGAGCCAUUCUGAGGGAUGAAUACAUCACAUGGCACAAGAAGAAGCAGGACGAAUCAAGUCCCGGUUCACAACCAGUCGAUAUGGAAGGAGAGAAACUCAUUGCCAUGGUUACCAAAGCUGUUAAUGCCAUCUCAACGAGGCUGCAAAAUCUGGCCACAUUUGACGGAGCAGAGUCUCGUGUCAGUACAUUGGUUGCAGCAGCAAAUAGUCACGACAACCUCUGUCGCAUGGACCCUGCCUGGCACCCGUGGUUAUAAGGACAUUUGUUCGAGAUUCAAGUCGGUACAAUGUAUACUGGUUCUACCAUGGAAGAGCGUUGUUAUAACUUUUAGUGGAGCCAGUCUUGUGUCAGAACAUUGAUUGCAGCAGCAUCUAGUCACGACAACCUCCGUCGGAUGGAUUCUGCCUGGCACAUGCAGUUUUAAGUUAAUAACCAACAUGACCAAGGAUUUAGGACAUUUGAUUGAGCAGGGUCUCCAUCAAAUGUUGCUGGAAACUCGGGGAGUUGGGGUCAUCUGGAUUACCUGAAGAUGCUUGAUGGAUUCAUUAUCUGGCCUUGGAUGUUGGGACUCUCGUAUACACCGUAGCCUGGAUGGAGGGGAUCUCAUGUUUGCGGUUUCCGAUCUUCAACAAAACAAGAAUGGAGAAAAGACCUACACAUAUUUUGUUUAUUUUAACAAUAUCAUUGCAUCUGACAAUUUGGUCAUUAUGUAAAUAUCCAUUCAUACACUGUUCAAGAUACUGCAUGUGGCCUCCAUAUGAAUUAGAGCAGGAUGAAGACGUCACGUCUCUCAAACAUAUACUAGAUUUUCAGAUUUAAAAAAAAAAAAGUACUGCCAAUGAAA